UAGUUGAACUAAGGGAAAAAAAAAAAAAAAAAAAAAAAAAAAUUUAUUAUCACAGUAUAACACAUAAUUAGUAGACGAACAACAUUAAGAUGAGUUAUCAUCGCUUUUUUGUUGGGGUGUUUCUUAUCUCUUUUUUAUUUUUUAAAGUGCAUAGUUGUCUUUAUGUAACAGAUGGCAGCUCUAUCAUUUUAGAAAACGUUGGAACGUCAUACAAACUCUUUUCCACGGAUAUGAAAUGGGGAUCUGGGUCAGGAAACCAACUAGUGACCGCAGUAACGACUAACAAGAACGAGGAAAAUCUCUUGUGGACAGUUAACAUUUAUGAUGAUGUGAAGAGCUUCACGGGAAACAAAAUAAGCUGCGACGAAAUCAUCACGCUGAAGCAUCUAAGUGUCCAUGAGAGCAAAGAGUCGGGGAAAUUUCAAGUCAUUUGUGAAAAAAAAAAGGACAGUCCCUACUGGUCAUUGGGUGAAAAUAUUUACCUAAAGAGCGUGGAUCACAAUGGAUAUGUCUCCACGAGCAAAAGCUAUGAAUUUAAUCAGUACAAUUGCCACAACUGCCCAAUUUUGUACCACCUGGAGGCAUGCAUUAUGAGAUAUACUUACCCGCGCGAUGAGCAGAAGUGGAGGGCCAAAUCGGGCGUCAUCAUAACCCCAUUUAACGACGAACGCGGCGAGAAAUUUAAUGGUGAUGAACUGUGAGCAGCUUUGUACAACCUCCUUUUCCAUCUCACGUUUAUUAAUUUUUUUUUU
Plasmodium cynomolgi strain B is the source of this 752-nucleotide messenger RNA. RefSeq lists its product as hypothetical. The record is from RefSeq and is a predicted model, not a curated record. Bases 90 to 701 code for a protein of 203 amino acids. Lineage: Eukaryota; Apicomplexa; Aconoidasida; Haemosporida; Plasmodiidae. The transcript has 7 exons.